AUGAGUGGGUGUUAAUUUUUAGAUAACACCAGACUUCUUCCUGUGAUUGCUAAUAAUUAUCUAAUGUGUUGGGCCAUCUUUCAGUGUCCAAAAUAUCAUUGAGUAGCAAACUUUUUAUUUUGGGUGAAUUAUUGUGAGGAAAAAGAGAGCCCAAAAUGUUUAAAUUGGGCUGUAUUUUCCUGCUAAUAUGGACUUCCGUAUAUUGCGAUGAACGAGGUCCCAGAGUCAGGCGAAUUGUUGGUGGUGCACCUGCAAAUAUUCCCCCUGCUGAUGACCCAGUUGUUUACACCAGAUUCAACGGUAAAACUGCAGCAAUAAGAGGAGUAUUAGAUUAUCCUCACUACGCAUUCAGGGGAAUAAGAUUUGCAAAACCACCUGUUGGAAACCUGAGGUUUGUGAGACCACAGGAAACUUUUCUUGAAGGUUUUGUUAAUGCCACAUUGUAUCCUCCACCAUGUAUUCAACCAAUUCGUAACACUGGAUAUAUGGUUGGUCAAGAGGAUUGUCUUUUCUUGAACAUAUUUACACCUGAUCUUCCUACAGGAACAGAAGGAUUACCAGUGUUAGUAUGGAUCCAUGGGGGUGGUUUCAGAUAUGGAUCUGCUUCACAAUAUGGGGUGAAAAGUCUUGUUGGUCAAAAAUUGGUGGUUGUAACCAUUCAAUACCGACUAGGAUCACUUGGUUUUCUAAGCGGUGGCACCAAAGAAGUACCCGGAAAUGCCGCCCUAUGGGACAUGGCAUUGGCAAUUCAAUGGGUCAAGAAUUACAUUGGGUUCUUUGGUGGAAACCCAUUCAAAAUAACCAUCUCGGGACAUGGUUCAGGGGCUAGUAGCGCUUUACUUGUAGCUCUGAGUCAAUCCAAUCAAGAUAAUUCUGCUGGAGUUGUUGCUAUGUCUGGCACUGCUAUUUCCCAUUGGGCUAUAGAUGAAACUCCAGUUACCACUGCCAGAUCUUUGGCUGAGAGGAAUGGAUGCAUUACUUCCAGUGAACUAACCAUGUUCAAGUGCUUGCAGGGAUUAGAUCCCAAACAAAUUAUUGCUGGUGAUUCCGAUAUAGAAUUCCAACGUCUUCAACAAAAAGGUUUCCAAAAUGGUAUGGGUGGUGGACUUGGAGCAGCACCUGUUAACGAAGGAAGACAUGACGGAAGAUCACUACCGCGUCUGGUCCAAAACAAACCAAUGGACGAUAUGGAAAAAGGAAAUACACCCAAAAUUCCCCUGUUGUUAGGAACCACUAAAGAUGAGACGAAAAGAGCUUGUACUAGUGUUUACAAGAAUGACAUUGUUGACGCCCUGACUACCAUUCCAAACUUUUUGGAAAAAGAAUUGAUAUCCUCUUUACAAGGUCUCAUCAAUUUACCUACAAUACCUUUGUUUCCCUCUUCGAACACCAGUUUUGGAUUAGGUGGUCUCUUCCAAGCAUUGGACCCUGGCAAAUUCAGAAAGUACAUUGAGGUCCCAGUCAAUGAUUUCGAGGCUGCUUUUUCCAAGAUUGCCGAAGCUACAACCGAUGCUUUGUUCAAUGUACCUGCUUUCUUGACUGCCAAUAUGUGGUCCAAAGGUGGAGAAACUUUUAUGUACAAGUUCGAGCAUGCCGGUAAAAUGAAAAAAGGAAAUUUUUUCCUGAAUGGAUUUUCACUGGGAGGUGAUGAGCAAGGAAAUAAAUCAGCUGGACCAGACAACUCCGUGAGCCACGGUGACGAAUUGGCCUACCUCUUCGAUCCUCAACACAUAGAUGGCACUCCAGCUGAGCACGAUGAAAAAAUCGACCCUGAAGAUGAAAAAGUCAAAGGAAACUUCGCUCGCAUGGUGGCAGAUUUUGCGCGUGGUGGAAAAGUCAAAAUUGGGGACAAACCCAUCAGUCCUUUCAGCGGAGACUCUAACAGCUACAUCCAGAUAACGCCAGAACCCAAGCUGAUCGAUAACUUCGAAUUCUGCAAGAUGGGUCUGUGGUUGGGAAUUGCCCAGAGACUUCAAUCGUCACUCUGUGGCUUCUUGAAUGUACUUGAUUCCGAACUCAACCAAGCCCAGAAGACGUUGUUCAACACUGUAAAUGCCACCGAACAGAAUAUUGAUAAAACGGUUGAUGAAUUAACGAAGCCUUUGGAUUUAGACCUUUUCGGAAAGCCCAAGAAGACUGGUGGAAAAAAUACUGGCUUGGGCCUUUUGGGAGGGAAGAAGAAGAAGAAGGUUGAUGGAACUGAUGAAAAACUUAAUGGUUCUUUGAAAACUUUAUCUAAGCCUUUGGAUAUUUUCAGUUUGUGAUAGUGAAGUCUUUUAUUGGGAUUGUUGAAAGUUAUUGGUUUGGUUGAUAUGUUUAAUAAAUAUCACAUAGUAUUGAAUAA
Harmonia axyridis is the source of this 2344-nucleotide messenger RNA. Its product is annotated as carboxylesterase 4A. Bases 156 to 2264 code for a protein of 702 amino acids. NCBI's taxonomy places the organism in Eukaryota, Metazoa, Arthropoda, Insecta, Coleoptera, Coccinellidae. The record is from RefSeq and is a predicted model, not a curated record. The transcript has 10 exons.